GGAUUGAGACAAGACGUAGUGGAUUGAAUCGCAUUAUUUUGGGCAAUAUUUAUCGCUUUCACCGGCGAACAAAUUACUCACAAUGUUGUCCAACGGCACACGCAAAGUUCUGACGGCCGUGGCUUGCCAACUUUCGCGUGCCACUAGUGUUACUACGCGAAAUUACGGUUCCGACAAAAAGUUCAGCAUCAAGGAUGAGAUACUCGAUGGCAGACCACUAUAUUUGGACGCCCAAGCCACGACGUCGUUGGAUCCUCGCGUGCUGGAUUCGAUGAUGCCGUACUUGACGGCCUAUUACGGUAAUCCACACUCGCGAACACAUGCCUACGGCUGGGAGUCGGAGGAAGCCGUCGAAAAGGCUCGAUCGCAGGUAGCCUCACUGAUCGGUGCCGAUCCGAAGGAGAUCGUUUUCACAUCCGGUGCAACAGAGUCGAACAACAUUUCAAUCAAAGGUGUCGCCCGGUUUUAUGGCGCAAAGAAGAAACAUGUCAUCACCACACAAACCGAGCACAAGUGCGUGCUGGAUUCGUGCCGGGCGCUCGAAGGGGAAGGCUUCCACGUGACCUACCUGCCGGUGGAAGCAAACGGAUUGAUCAACAUGGAACAGCUCGAGAAAGCGAUCACCCCCGAGACGUCGCUCGUGUCCGUGAUGACGGUGAACAACGAAAUUGGUGUGAAGCAACCGGUGGCCGAAAUCGGUCGGCUGUGUAAGAGCAAGAAGGUUUUCUUUCACACCGAUGCAGCCCAAGCCGUCGGCAAAAUUCCGCUCGACGUGAACAAAAUGAACAUCGAUCUGAUGUCCAUCUCCGGCCACAAGAUCUACGGUCCCAAGGGCGUCGGGGCACUGUACGUACGCAGAAGGCCGCGUGUACGCGUAGAGGCAAUCCAGAGCGGCGGUGGACAGGAAAGAGGAUUGCGCAGUGGUACCGUGCCCACGCCGCUUGCAGUCGGUUUGGGUGCAGCCUGUGAUAUCGCGAGCCACGAGAUGGAGUACGAUCUUAAAUGGACGGAGUUUCUCUCCAAGCGUCUGAUGGACAAAGUUUUUGCCGAGUUGCCACAAGUCAUCCGCAACGGUGACCCAGUGCAUUCGUAUCCCGGCUGCAUCAAUCUAUCGUUUGCCUACGUCGAGGGAGAGUCGCUUCUGAUGGCACUAAAGGAUGUGGCCCUGUCGAGUGGUUCGGCAUGUACCUCCGCCUCACUGGAACCAUCGUAUGUACUGCGCGCCAUCGGAACGGACGAAGAUUUGGCGCACAGUUCGAUUCGGUUCGGCAUCGGGCGCUUCACCACGGUCGAGGAAGUUGACUACACAGCGGAAAAGUGUAUUAAACACGUCACGAGACUUCGCGAGAUGUCGCCGCUGUGGGAAAUGGUGCAAGAAGGAGUGGAUCUGAAGAGUAUCAAGUGGUCACAGCAUUAGGGUGGCGAGGCGCGUUAAGUGACGCAAUAAUCCUACGAUCGUACCACCAAACUGAUUCGGAACGACACACACCCGGCGGCGCGUAGCGUUAGUGAGAACUGGAUUCUGCUUGUUCUUGUUUGUUGAUUUCAAACAAGUCUGUUAUGUGGACUUGAUCACAUUUUAUCUUCACAAAUUGUAUGUUUAGUAAUAAAAUUGCUUUUCAACCUUCA
Messenger RNA from Anopheles cruzii, 1629 nucleotides. RefSeq names its product cysteine desulfurase, mitochondrial (gene Nfs1). Gene Ontology annotation, molecular function: pyridoxal phosphate binding; cysteine desulfurase activity. The record is from RefSeq and is a predicted model, not a curated record. Gene Ontology annotation, biological process: [2Fe-2S] cluster assembly. Gene Ontology annotation, cellular component: mitochondrion; cytosol; nucleus. Lineage: Eukaryota; Metazoa; Arthropoda; Insecta; Diptera; Culicidae. The transcript is spliced from 3 exons. Bases 83 to 1417 code for a protein of 444 amino acids.